Molecule: messenger RNA, 1993 nt
Organism: Ostrea edulis (European flat oyster)
Lineage: Eukaryota; Metazoa; Mollusca; Bivalvia; Ostreida; Ostreidae
Product: protein canopy 4-like
Exons: 7
Coding region: 268-960 (230 amino acids)
Cellular component (GO): endomembrane system
Molecular function (GO): signaling receptor binding
Source: RefSeq, a predicted model, not a curated record
UUUGCGGAAAUUGAGCAGAAAAAACUAAUGGUGCAUUAAUGAUGUGCAUAAGGAAGAAAUCUUUGUCAAAUCUAAACAAUACAAUCUACGAAUUUUUAAAAUAUUUUUUUUUUUAUUUGUGAUGAGGAAAAAUACGAAACUAAACUAGCUUUUCCUAAAAAUGAAAGUUGAAAGGGCAAACUCAGUUUCCGUCUUCCUUGUCAAUUCCUUGUAAGUUGUUGGCAUGUACACAAACGAGGUUCGUGCUCUUUUUCUUGGAAGCUAAACAUGCGUGGUUUUCAGUUCAUUUUGACUUUAAUUCUUUAUUUUGUCGUCAUCAACAAAGCAGAAGACGAUGAAUCAGGAGUUAUUUUGCCAAGCAUGUGCGAAGUGUGUAAAUUUUUUGUCACGGAACUUCAAAGCCGAUUAGAUGAAACUGGAAAAUCCAAGGAGACCUUACAUGUAGGACAUGGUUUAGACAAGAAAAAGAAAAUUGUAUACAGCACAUCAGAGCUACGAUUCACAGAAGCUCUCAAUGACCCACAUGUAUGUGACAAAAUACUGGAAUACAAUGUCCACAAAGAGCGGUCCGGAAGCAACAGAUUUGCCAAAGGUCGCAGUGAGACAAUGGAAACUUUGCAUGGAUUAGUAAAUAAAGGUGUAAAGGUGGAGUUAGGAAUUCCACAUGAAUUGUGGGAUUCUCCAUCAGCUGAAGUCACAGACAUGCAGCGGAAGUGUUUUAAAAUGGCUGAAGAGUAUGAAGAGGAAAUAGAAAACUGGUAUUACAAUCACCAGGACAAGGACCUGAUGAACUACCUUUGUGCCAACAUUAUCCUUAGAAAAGACGAUAAAAAAUGCCUAACAGAAAAACAUCUACCAAAGGGGGAAACAGAGAAAAAGGAAACAGAAUCCUCAAGAAACAAGAAAAAAUCAAAACCCAAAGGAGAUGAUGAAGUAAGAGAAGCCAAAGACGAGUUAUGAUGUUAUCACCAUGGUGAUGAUGAAGUUAGAGAAGCCAAAGACGAGUUAUGAUGUUAUCACCAUGGUGAUGAACACAUUGGUUCCAAAACACUUGAAAGUUAGUUACUGGUUUUUUCCACCUCUCAUUCAAUGUUAUUUUAAUUCACAAAAUACAUGUACACGAGCCUAUGAGAGGUGGCGAAAACUGAUUGUGAUGUAACAAACAGUUGUGUUGGGAGACUCAACAUUAGCUUACUCUUGUGUUCCUAACAAACUCCCUCUCCUAUUUUCUGCAUUCAUUUAGUCUGAGGUUUGAUUGUAUUUAUGCUGUGAACGAUAACUUUUGAAUAUGAAAGAAGUUUUGAAUUACUAUUUAGCAUACAGUGUGUCUGUAUUGUGAGUAUAUGUGUUGUGAAUGAAGGUUUGUAACAUUCCUCAGAUGUUCGCUGUUAAAAUUUGUUUAUACCAGUUGAUCUGAUAUAACAUACAUCUGUCCUCAUUAAGUGACUUGCUGUAAAGGUGGUUAUUUACGCUGGGGGUUAAGUACACGUUUUUCCACGCCCAACAUUACACGUGGGAGAAAAAUACACAGCAACUGAAUAUAAUAUAUAUCAAAUAUUUAUAACUAUAUGCGUGGGGGAAAAUUUACGCACUUAUUAUACGUAUUAGUGUAGAUUUCCCCCACGCGUAAAUAACCACUUUUUCAGUAGUCUUUAGAUUUUGUAAUCUUAUUUUUGCCUGUCUAUUGUUUCAUCCUCAUUUAGUCAGAUAGGAAUUCACAUGUUCUUUUAUUUUGAAAACACAGAGAUAUUUUUACAUUGCCAUUAUCAUAAAUUUCAGGUUGUACAAAACUAUUUAUUGUUAUAAAGAAAAGAUUAAGACACAAAGUUGAUUAUCACUUAAUGUUCUUUAUUAUAGCUUAAGUAUGUGUUCAAAGUGGGUUUUUAAAUGUAGUAAAUUAGAAUAGAUCUAUCUCUGAAUAUAAAUGUAUGUAUUUAUGAAUAUAGAUAUAUUUUGUAACAUUUUACAGUAAUUAAAAGAGAGGCAUAAUGUU